UUCAGUCAUUUUCAGCAUAAUGGCAUAGAGGCUCAUAUGUAUGCCUCGCAGUGGUUUCUGACGUUGUUCACAGCAAAGUUCCCUCUUUCGAUGGUUUUCUGGAUUAUUGACAUUGUGCUUUGCUUGGGGACUGAUUUUGUCUUUCAAAUGGCUGUGGCUUUACUCAAGGAUGCUAGGAAAGAGCUCCUUCAACUGGACUUUGAAGGAAUUCUCAAGUAUUUCAGAGUUACAAUGCCCAAGAAAUACAUGGAUGAAGAACGCUAUAAACAGCUGUUUGCUUCAGCACUUGGCAUCAAGAUAUCGCCCAAAAAACUCAAAAAAUACGAAAAGCAGUUCAUUGCGUUGAAAGAGAAAGAGGCUCAGCUUGAAGAUCCCGUUGAACGGUUCACUCGAGAAAACAAACGUCUUUUGGAAGCGAAUAUGCGCUUAGAAGGAGAAAAUGAUGCUUUGGCUCAUGAGCUUGUCACUACAAAGGUUACACUACAUAGCAGACUACUGGAGGCAGAAGAAGAGAUUGAUGCACUCAAGACACAGCUGCAAUUAAAUAGAGCAGCUUUGACUGAAGCUGAAGACGAGAGGGAAAGCUUGAAGACUGAGGGACAACAAUUAAAAGACAUGUGGAGAAAGAGUCUKGAAGAAUGUGAAGAAGAGAAAAAACGACACACGGCAAUCAUUGAAGAAUACAAGAAGAUUUGUAGUCAACUCGACGAAAGAAGUCAAAAGCUGAAAGAUGACUUACAGCAAGAACUAGUCGAGAUAAAGAGACGAAUCGGCACUUGUGAAAAGUGUGGUCCUCUGUUUACUGACGACGGACAGACAACAGAAGGAGUAGGCACUGGUGACGGCUUCAAGACAAGUGUCAAGGUCGUCGAUACCGAGAAGCGCCUCCGAGAACUGGAACUAGAGCUUGCAAAGACGAAGCUAAUACUCGUGGAGACCGAAUGUCGGGCACAAGACUUGGAACACAARCUGUCAUCGUUCGUCGCUGCAGUGGCCCUUGAGGAAAGCAAACCCUGGUUCAAGAGAAAGAGUUUAAACUUGAUAAUUGAUAAGUAAUUAUAAUUGAGCUACRGAAUGGGGUCGGGAGCGGCUGGUUUUUGAUCAAUGCUGAACUCAGUAUGGGUUGGAUGGGGAGAUUUGGGAUAAGAUAGCUAUGAAUGAACUUUAUCUCUUUCCAACAGCUCAAUUCUAGACGACUUGCGAGAUCAAAAAGCGCUUUCAAAGAUAUCGCGGGCGCGCGCAUGGAAAACGAGUUUGUGGCGAGAUAAGCAAGCUUCGGAGCACUGUCCUUGUUUUCAUCUGCGCGCCUGCGAUACAUCUCGUCUGUCAAUCCGACAAAACUAAGCUUCUACUACUAAUUAUACAAAAAGGUACAAUAAAAAUGUAAUUUAGAGGGGAGGGGUCGGGCAAAUAGUUCUUAUCAAGAUAUAUAUAUAUAACAACACUGUGAAUACAGUGGCUGCUUGGGUUCGGGUAAAGUAGCAAAAUUAGUUCUAAAAUAGUACAUAUAAUACAGUAAUAAACACUCCUUGACAUUGGAUACGUCACUAAGGAUGUUGCAGGGAGGGGACGGUUUGGAGAGUAAAGUAUGCUAUGUUUAUUUGGUACAAUUAUACACACUUCUUCGCAACGACUACGUCGUCGUUUGUGAGGUGGAUAUGGCCCCGGUAAGUCGUUUUAGUUCCAAUUACUUACCAAAGCCAUGACCUCCAAUUUGUUUUUGCGAUUCCGUUGUAAAUAUGUUAUGUUUAUUCAGUUAAUGUGUUAUUUAAAGCGCAUUUUCAAACUACGCCUUGGAGUUUCCCUGGUAUAAAAGCGACACUUGAUGACUCUUGUAUAUGGCCAUCUCGAGCACCCUCUUUUCAAGAUGGCGGUCGUCGGGGAGAUGAGCUUAACUACCUUAUUUCUGUUUCAAAUAACGUUUCCAUAUAAGGCAACGGCAGCAUAUCAAACUACGGCGGCCUAUCAAAUUGGCCGAGGUGGCAGGGGCAGCUCUAUAUCUCUCUGUCUCUGCUACUAACAGGGAAAGCCUAGUGGUCCAAACAUUUCUUUUUGAUAUAACUUUUUUUGAUUAUAUUUCUUGAUUUUAGUUUCUUAUGAUAACCAUGAAUGUAUAUAUUUAACACUCAGUUACAAAUCAUACUGGUCUCAGACAGCGCGUUCAAAGGGAUACAGUGUGUACAUGGCAAUGUACUGCGCAUUGCAAAUACGUUUUGCUUCUAUUUGCAAGAAUGCUCGCUCAAGACCGAGAAAGACAGCUUGUUGCUGUUGAAGUUUUGCGUCGGUGUUUCUCGGUUUUGUGGCUAGUGCCUCGGAACGAGGCUCAAGCCACUAUGCUAUCGAUGUGUAAGUGCGUACGCUUGUAAUUCGGGAUAACAUGGUCAUUUCCCCGCUAAUUCUCCGAUAAGAUGUUACACGUAAAUUCUUCGUAUGAUUUGAACUUUCCUAAAGACUAGCAUCUUCACAACUGAAACGGAUCAUGAAAAACGGAAAACAUUAACGCUUACCUCUGAGUUUUGUUGUUCUUUCUCGUAUUCGCAAGUGAGAUUCGCUUAUAAAUGAGGAAAAAAUKGUGUAAUUUUAUUUAUAUAAAUAUUUGAUUAAUAGAAAGUUUAAGUUCAAGAAUGUUUACUUUACAGUUUGUAUCGUUGACAGGCAACUGUGRUCACGUGACAGCGRGGAUCACGUGACAACUGGAGAAGGUUGAGAGUUGUUAUGUAGAACGUCUGCAGACAGCAAAGUGUUCUUGAAGUACUUAAAAUAAUUAAAUCGUCGAUGGAUUGUAAAUCAAAAGAUAAUCUAUAUCAUUCUGAGCGGACAUUAAAGACAUUAAACUGGAAAUGAACUAACAAAGAA
Molecule: messenger RNA, 2856 nt
Organism: Exaiptasia diaphana
Lineage: Eukaryota; Metazoa; Cnidaria; Anthozoa; Actiniaria; Aiptasiidae
Product: rab GTPase-activating protein 1
Source: RefSeq, a predicted model, not a curated record